AUGUUAACCAUACACGGUUGCGAUGACCCCGAACCACAAUCCACAAAAAGUAUUCAAAAUAACAAUAGAUGGUUCAAUAUACUCGAAAUCGAACCCUUCACAAUCACAAUUCGAGAUGACCAACUCCACGAUUUAUUGCAACAGAAAAGCUGCAAAAUUCUUAACUUCAAUUCUAUGUUUACUGUCAACACGCCUUUGGUUUCAUCUCGUUUACAAAAUUAUGUAACCGUUUUCGGAUGUAGCAACAUCCACAACACAACUGAUCUUCAACAGUACUAUUCUUCUGUUUCUAAUAAUACUUCUAUCUGUGUAAACCCGUAUGCCAGUAAUGAAACUAUUGUGGUUGUAACUGAUUCCACCACUUUCAACUCUAGUCAUCUCAAAGGAUGUUCAAAGGUGGAGCUUCCAACUAAAUAUGAAGUUCCGCGUGUUGAUCCAGAAGAUCUUUUUUACUUCUUAAUUGCUGAUGUUGCAAUCAAAUUACAAGUUUCUCAAGAUUGUUCUACUUGUCAUGAUCUUGAUGGAGGUCAAUGUCGUCUUGAUACCAAAGGACAGUUUUAUUGUCACCAAGGGAAAUCUAAUAAGACCCUUCUAAUAGUCACAACAGUUGCAUCUUCUAUUGGAGUACUUGGAGUUCUAGCUUUAUUGGCUUGGUUCUUGAGAAGGCGUUUUAUCAGCAACAAAAACUCACCAUACCAAAUAAUUGAAUUGUUUCUGAAAAACCAUGGUCAUCUAGCCGCUAAAAGAUACACUUAUACAGAUAUAAAAAAAGCAACAAAUUCAUUAAAAAACAAACUAGGUCACGGAGGAUAUGGAAGUGUAUACAAAGGAAAAUUACAAGAUGGGAGUCUCGUGGCAGUAAAGGUAUUAAGUGAAUCCAAUGGUAACGGUGAAGAAUUCAUUAACGAGGUUGCUAGUAUCAGUGUCACAUCUCAUGUUAAUAUCGUUAGUUUAUUGCGAUUCUGUUUAGAAGGUUCGAAAAGAGCUUUGAUAUAUGACUACUUGCCUAACGGAUCACUAGAAAAGUUCAUAAAUGAAGACAAAGAUCCACUAAAGCGAAGUUUUCCAUUGAGUUGCAAUACUAUCUACAAUAUUGCAAUAGGCGUUGCUCGAGGAUUAGAGUAUUUGCACAAGGGUUGCAAUACUAAAAUCUUGCAUUUUGAUAUAAAACCUCAUAAUAUAUUGCUUGAUGGUGAUUUUUGUCCUAAAAUUUCAGAUUUUGGACUUGCAAAAGUAUGUGCGAGAAAAGAAAGUAUUAUAUCUUUAUUGGGUGCUAGAGGGACUGCGGGAUACAUUGCUCCUGAAGUGUUCUCUAGAAAUUUCGGUUCAGUUUCUCACAAGUCUGAUGUAUAUAGCUAUGAAAUGAUGGUUUUAGAAAUGGUUGGUGGAAAACACAAUAACAGUACGGUUGAUGUUGAACGGUCAAAUGCCAAAGUUAAGCAUUUAGUUCAUCCUUCAUAGCUUUAAUGUCAAGAGU
Messenger RNA from Vicia villosa (hairy vetch), 1477 nucleotides. RefSeq names its product LEAF RUST 10 DISEASE-RESISTANCE LOCUS RECEPTOR-LIKE PROTEIN KINASE-like 2.1. The transcript has 3 exons. Gene Ontology annotation, biological process: protein phosphorylation. NCBI's taxonomy places the organism in Eukaryota, Viridiplantae, Streptophyta, Magnoliopsida, Fabales, Fabaceae. The coding region runs from base 1 to 1461 and encodes 486 amino acids. The record is from RefSeq and is a predicted model, not a curated record. Gene Ontology annotation, molecular function: ATP binding; protein kinase activity.